This is a messenger RNA of Plectropomus leopardus (leopard coralgrouper), 840 nucleotides long. RefSeq lists its product as uncharacterized. NCBI's taxonomy places the organism in Eukaryota, Metazoa, Chordata, Actinopteri, Perciformes, Serranidae. Gene Ontology annotation, cellular component: membrane. Gene Ontology annotation, biological process: sperm-egg recognition. The record is from RefSeq and is a predicted model, not a curated record.
AUUCCUGGAGUAAAUUAACAGAAUAUCAAGACAAACCAGAAGAGAUUUAUCUUCAGAUCUGUGCAGCUGGGCCAGCUGAGGAAGCUGAGAAAGCCCAAAUAGCGCUGACUCAUAAAGACUUCAGCAGGUUUCUUGAGUUCAAGAUGAAGACUUCUGGUUUGUUCUAGUGCAAAACAAGAAAGAGACGACGUUAAGAAUCGAGCUGCGAGAAUAUUUCCUCCCUGCCAGACAGAAACAGUCAGUGAUGUCGAAGCUGGUUUGCCCUCUGCUUCUCCUUUGUUUACUUCCAGCUGUGGUCCCACUCUUCUGUUACACCUGCGUGUUCCCCGCCAUCUCACCUCUGGACUGCAUCAGAUACCCUCUCAAGUGUCCACCCGGGCAGGUCUGUCUGUCCAGCAGAGCUGUGGGCGAGAAAGGGGGCUUCCGUGUGGUGUUGUACGAGAAGAGCUGCAUCCUGCCCUCCCUGUGUGGAGUCACUGGUGAAAAAUACGCCAUGGGACUCAACUUCACCUUCACCAAUGAAUGCUGCAACACACACCUGUGCAACGGAGCUGCAGUACCUGCUACGCCCUUCUGGACCGGCACAAUUCUCACUCUCCUUAUUUCAUACUCACUUUGCUAAUAAGAAAAAUAUGUGGAAGAGAACUAGUUUAACACACAUACAGUUGCCUUUUCUGACUUUUUGAAGGGAUAGUUCAGUUUUAUCUUAAAUGGGGUUGUAUCCAUAUUAUCCAUAGUCAGCGUAUUAAAUGAAGCAGGUGUCAGUGUGGCGAGGCAGACUGAAGUCGGACACAGAAGUUAAGAAAUCUCUUGCUGUGGAGGCGUCUGCAGCAAAAUGUA